This is a messenger RNA of Racocetra persica, 658 nucleotides long. NCBI's taxonomy places the organism in Eukaryota, Fungi, Glomeromycota, Glomeromycetes, Diversisporales, Gigasporaceae. The record is from the annotation of a GenBank genome assembly.
CCAAAGUAAUAAUAUUCAGAAUGAAAAUUCUUGGUUAUAUACUGAACUUGAUCAAAAACAAUAUGAAGAGUUAUUUUAUUUAUCAUCAGACAUGAAUAGUGAAAUUAAUGAAGAACUUACUAAUUAUCUUUCUUCUAUUUUAGAUGAGCUUUGCACUGAGAAAAAUCAAGAAACAAAUACAAUCGAUGAAUUGGUUCAUCAUCAAAGCCAAAUAGAACAUAUGAAAAAAUGCUUAGCUUGUCAAACUUCUAAUAUCGACAAUAAGAAACAUGCUAUUACAUUAUGGUUCAAACUUUCAAAUCAAUAUCAAGGCUAUGAUACAAUACUUGAAGAAAUUAACAAAUCAUUAAAAUCAUUAAUUCCUCCAAUACCUUCACAAUGUGAAAUCAAUGAGCCUCAUAUACGUCCUAGUUUUACUGCUAAAUCGUAUCGAUUUUGGGUUCAAAUAAGAAAAGCCCAAUUCAUAAAUCCAAAUGUCAAUAAUUGUGCAUUUCAAAAUCUAAGUAGAGAAUUGAUAUUAAGUGAAGAAAUGAUAAGAUUUAGUGAUUCAGAUCGAUUGUGCUUUCGUGAUUUAUCGAAUAAGUCCCGUGAAGAUUUAGUAAAUAUUCUUCAAGAAAUUAGAAAUAUAUUAACUAAAAAUAACAUUAAUACUAAUGAA